UGAGCACGAUCGUAGUAUUCCGGUACCUGAAACAAAGAUAACGAGGUAUGUUCUCGUCGCCCCUCCGAUACUUAAGUUAGAAAGGGAAUUAUAUACGUGAGGUUAUAAACUGGAGAAUAAUGAAAACGCACCUGAAUAAUGGCUCAAUGUUCUGUAUUUAUAGAGGUGUAUGGUGCUUUGCUAGUAGGAUUUAACUAUAUGGGUAUCCUUAUCCGAUAGAGUCCCAUGAGAAAGCAGUGUUUGGAUCCUACUAUGAUUAGAAGACCAAUUGUUAAGAGGACUCUCUUAGACUUAUGAGAUGUGGUUUGAAGUAUUUUUGUCAAAUAAGAGUUCGCAGGGGAUAGACACUUUCCUUAGUACGAGGAACGUGGAAGUUGAGGCCUUCAAGGGGAUUUUCCCGAGCUAUUAUUCCCGAGGACAUCUUGCAAUCUUUGAAAGUUAUAAAGGUCGGGCACAUGUAUCUCGAGGACCCAAUACAUCCCGAGCACUAAUGAUCGAAAAUCGUAAGACGCCUUCACAAAUGAUUGGGGAUGAAAGUGGUCGGGAUAUGAAGGAAUUGUCAGUAUUACUGGCCCCCGUGUACCUAUUCUCGAGCCUUUUCGAGGAUAUGGUGCAAAAUAAGCCAGAAGGAAAAGAGCUCGGGUGUGUAAGCUCGAGGGAGUUCUUGAAGACAGUGUUCGCAAGGGCUGACGUGUACUGAGGUAAGCCCUAAAUAAGAAAAAGCGGUAAAAAGCGUUAUGGGCUGGAUGUAGGACACGUGGCCAGAUCUGACGAUCGGGGUAGUGACCUUUGGGAUACCCUCUUCUGUUGCCUAUAAUACCUUGUUCACUUUUCACUCUCAGUAAACUUCUCUCGCUGAUCGUCGAGAUCAGAACUUUGGUGGGUUUUUUAGGCGUCGACUUUAAGGUAUGACCUCAAGACCUUGAGUUAUUCUAUAGACACUUUUUUGCCUAGGUCAGGAUGUCUAAUAGUAGUAGUGAGUCUUCGUCCUCUUCCUCGAGGAGUACCCCCGAGGACAAGGAGCGCUCAAUCAUACCCAUGGCCGUGCCCAUUAAUGUACAUCCUCGGGCACAAGAUCCCGACUCCCCUUAGGUACCCCGACUUUCUCCGUAAAUUUAAGGAGCAUCUAGUGAUAUCGACGGUUAGGGAGCAUGGGCUCAUGCCUAAGUGUGAUAUUAGAAUGCCAGGGGUGAGGAUGGCUAUUGCUCGAGAUGGAGAGUUUGUAGUUUUUAGAGACUAGCUAAAAGGUGGAUUUAGAUGGCCCCUACACCCAUUCUUUGUGGCCUUACUGGUCGAGCACAACAUGAGCCCUGGUUAGCUCGUGCCAAAUGAAUGGAGAAUGAUUACUUACUUUUUUAUAGCCUGUACGUACUUAGGUAUUGACCCAUACAUCGAACUUUGUAGAAUGGUCUUCGAUUUGAAACAGCUGUCUCAAUACACAUGUUCUGCCUAUCUUUCAUCUUGAGGAGGUUUCAGGAUAUCGAGGAUGCCAAGUUCAUUAAACGGGUGGAAAGAAAAGUGGUUUUAUGUCAUACCUUAGGAUUCUGACUUUCCAUUUAGGCCUAGGUGGGUUUUGCCCAACACGACCAGGUUUUGUGAAGGGCAGGCCUAUUUCGAGUCUUUAGAAAGGGAUAGGGUGAUGUUAGAGAACCUCGAGCCUCUUGUUUAUGAUAUAGAUGACAUUUUGGGGGAUGAUAUUCUCGAUCUCGCAGAUGUGAAAGGUGCUGAGGGUAGGGAUCGUACUUUCGCCUUUUUCUCGUUGACCUGUCUUUGUUAAUUAUGCUCACGCCAAUUACUUGUCUUUUCAGGGAUGGCUUUCAAUCCUUCAGCUCUUUAACAGGCCGUGACCAAGAAGUCAAGGGCCCCUCAAGUCCGAGCCCCAGGUCAGAAAAGGGGAAAAAGAGGCCUCGAGAUUCAGGGCCUGAGACUGUUAGGAGUGGUCCUGGCUAGACAUCUGCCCGAGGACAAUCCCUGAUCAUUCAUGAGCACGAAGCUCCGAUUGCCACUCAUCAGUCCCAUCCUCGAUCAAGGAGUACUCCCGAGGUUGUUGACCUCGAGGAUGAGGUUUUUUCUGUGCCUUCUUUUCAAAAUCGAGAUCCUGAUUGGUGUUCACUGGUGUUGAGCAUCAUGGACAAAUAUCGAAAGGACCUCGGCUUCGACGAGGGCAUGAAAGCUCUUGAAUCCCUUACGCUGAAGACUCUGAGUAUUUCCCGAGGUCUUUCUUUGAAGGGGAAAGAUGAGGCCCAAAGAACUGCUGAGCUCGAGAGUUCUGCUCAGGCACGCGAGAAGUGGAUUGUUGAUAUGGAGGCUGAGUGCUACCUUCUUCAGAAGGAAUGUGAUGAUGCCAAGAACGAUCUACAGAAGGCACGGGAGGAAGCUGGGAUGGCCAAGGAGGAGGCCGAGGAGUUAAAGCUCGAGAUAGAGCAUUUGAAGAAGGAUUUCGAAGCUCGUCUGACCGAAGCUCGGGGUAUCGCAGUUGAGGACUUCAAAACACCUGAUGCGUUCAAUGGGCUGAAGGGAGAGUACGCCAACUUUCAUGCUUUGAAAGAGGCUCGGGUAUUUUUGCGCUCAAAGCUUGAUGCAAAGCCCGAGGAUUUGAAGAACAUCCCAGAGGUUGCUGAAGACCUCGAGCUUUCGGAGUCUAUGGAAACCAUCGACGACCAGGAGGUCGAUGUUGAUGGUGAGGAUGUGGCGAAAGAGCAAGGAAGCCAAGCCUCGAGAGAACGAGCCGAGGACAUAGACUAGUUUCUGUUUUCUUUUUGUUUUUUAAUACUCUUGGCUCUUUACUUGUACUGAUUGAUUAUUUUUGAAAUCAAUGUAUUCUUCCCAAGCUUAA
Olea europaea var. sylvestris is the source of this 2836-nucleotide messenger RNA. RefSeq lists its product as uncharacterized. The record is from RefSeq and is a predicted model, not a curated record. NCBI's taxonomy places the organism in Eukaryota, Viridiplantae, Streptophyta, Magnoliopsida, Lamiales, Oleaceae. The transcript has 2 exons. The coding region runs from base 2128 to 2745 and encodes 205 amino acids.